GUCAGCUGUGGGUAAAUACUGUGCCUCAACUUAAAAGACCUAUUUUUACAGCUGCGGACGCCUUCAAGUCCUCCACUGUUAGCCGUACAGUGACCAUGACUACUUUUGAAGACAUCUUAGAGGAGGCCGGCAAGUUCGGUCGUUGCCAGAUGCGAAUUGUUUCCAUAUUCUGCUUGGUCUCUAUACCGUUUUCUUUUGUAUAUGUGGGGAUUGUAUUCCAGGGCUUCACCCCUGAACAUUGGUGCCGUGACCCGGGUGUCAUUGAGAUCCGGGAAAGAUGCGGCUGGAGUCUUCAAGACGCACGCAGGGCGACUGUACCCUUGAUGAACAGCUCUACAGGGGUGACGUACAGUCAGUGUCAGAAGCUGGACAUGGACUGGAACGCCACCGGUCUAACUUGUGACAAUCCAGAAAGUGAGCUCACCCAGGCCCAGCUUUCUACUCUACCGAUGACAGGCUGUACAGACGGCUGGGAGUACGACUAUGAAGGAAGACAGUCGUUCGUCACUGAGUUUGAUCUAGUGUGCGCAGACGCCUGGUAUGUUGACAUGUUCCAGGCCGCGCUCAGUGUUGGUUUCUUUGUCGGCAGCAUUGCAAUUGGAUACCUGGCAGACAAAUACGGCAGAAUGAAGAGUUUCCUAUUGACCAACUUCUUCAUCGGAGUAACAGGGAUUCUGGUGGCCACGUCGCCCAAUUACAUCGCCCUGCUGCUGUUCAGAGUUCUCUUUGGCUUUGGAGUGAAGGGCGGCUGGAUGGUUGGAUAUGUGCUAAUCACGGAGCUGGUUGGAGUUGAAUACAGGAGAAUGGUGGGAGUGACCUAUCAGUUGUUCUUCAGUCUGGGCAUUCUCAUUCUUCCUCUCUUAGCUUACUUCAUACCAAACUGGCGCUGGCUACAGGUGGUCUUCACCAUUCCUUACAUCUGCUUCCUGACGUACUAUUGGUUUAUCCCCGAAUCACCAAGAUGGCUCCUCAGCCAAAACAAGAGAAACGAAGCAAUGGAGAUCACUAAAGCAAUAGCCAAAGAGAACAAAAAGACACUGUCCAAGAUUAUUGAGACACUGACUGACGAAAACACAGACUCCAUCUCGACUGCAUCUUUCAUGGACCUGUUCAAGACUUCCAAACUGAGAAAAUUCACAUUCAUCCUGAGCUUCAACUGGUUCACCAGUGCUGUGGUUUACCAGGGUCUCAUUAUGAGGCUGGGAAUCCUCGGAGGAAACGUGUAUGUGGACUUCCUCAUAUCUGGAAUCGUGGAAUUGCCAGCAGCUUUCCUCAUUCUCCUCACUAUUGAGCGGAUCGGACGCCGGCUUCCUUUUGCAGCUGCGAAUAUCGUGGCAGGAGCGGCCUGCUUAAUCACAGCGUUCAUCCCCGACAGUAUGUUCUGGUUAAAAAGUGCUGUUGCUUGUGUUGGACGGCUGGGCAUCACUAUGGCUUUUGAAUUGGUAGUGUUUGUGAAUACUGAACUAUAUCCCACCGUUAUCAGAAAUCUGGGUGUUUCGGUCUGUUCCACACUGUGUGACAUUGGCGGGAUUGUAGCACCGUUUCUGCUCUACAGGCUUGCUGUCAUCUGGCUAGAACUACCUCUCAUUAUUUUCGGUGCUCUUGCGUUUGUGGCCGGUGGACUAGUUCUGCUGUUACCUGAAACCAAAGGUGUGCCUCUUCCAGAAACCAUUGAUGACAUCGAAUGUCCAAACAGAAACCGAGAAAACCAGCUGAAGAGUCAACAGCUAGAGAAUUUGUUGCCCUCUGAUGUGACAUCGAACAAAGACGUUACAGCCGUCUGAUUGAGCUGAGACGGAAAACAUCAACCUCUUUAACUUUAUUAUUAAGUGAUGUUACUUAUCCCUUCUAUUUUGAGGAUUUAAUCAAAAUAUACUAACUGAAAUCCGUUUCUCAAUGAUCAACAAGUUUUGCUUGAUGGGUAAUCAAGCAACAACAAAAAAAAGUUCAAAGGACCAUUAAUUGUUCCGAGCUGUAAUUAUUGUUCUCAGACAUUACUAGUAUUUGUUUUCU
Messenger RNA from Sinocyclocheilus grahami, 2013 nucleotides. Its product is annotated as solute carrier family 22 member 2-like. The coding region runs from base 96 to 1784 and encodes 562 amino acids. The transcript has 11 exons. Gene Ontology annotation, molecular function: transmembrane transporter activity. Gene Ontology annotation, cellular component: membrane. Lineage: Eukaryota; Metazoa; Chordata; Actinopteri; Cypriniformes; Cyprinidae. The record is from RefSeq and is a predicted model, not a curated record. Gene Ontology annotation, biological process: transmembrane transport.